Molecule: messenger RNA, 4127 nt
Organism: Lineus longissimus
Lineage: Eukaryota; Metazoa; Nemertea; Pilidiophora; Heteronemertea; Lineidae
Exons: 7
Coding region: 564-1247 (227 amino acids)
Source: RefSeq, a predicted model, not a curated record
UCAAGGUGUGCGCAUUUUCGAAGUAGGCCUAACUGCUUUGCCGUUUUCCUUCUAAGUUAACGGUUAUAUCAAUGGGGCCGAAAAAGCUAUGAAUAUAAAGUGAUGUCGGCAUCACAAAGAGGACUUGAACCAAAGAUGUCCCAUAUUUGGCAUAACCUCAUUCGUAUAGGUAUAUAAUGACGCGUGUGCCAAAUAUGGGAAACAAAAUGGCGACGCCUGGUGUGAAAAUUAAAAAAAAUAAAUCGCGGGUUGAAAAGAAUUCCUGUUUUUUUUUGGAACAUUCCUUUGCGCCCGUAACGCUACCUUGGCUCAGAUUCGAAAGUUGUCUUUCUGUGUGCUUUUGAUGCACGUGUGGUGUACACCUCGAAAUCCAGGAGCUGAGGUUGAUGUUUCGGAUGACAACAAGUUUGCUGGUGCUUGUUUGCAAGUUCUCUUUCAAAUCGAGCAAUAUUUUCAUUAAGAUCACUUAACAUCACUUUCCGAUUUCUCGAUUAUUACCUCAAACGAUAAGGGCACGUCGUAAACUUUCGUUUGUUUGUGAAAAGUCAAGUAGAGACUAAACGAUGGCGGACCAACAGAACCGGCCUGUCCCACAACAAGACUUUGAAGACCUCAAGGGAAGAAUGGCUAUGAUCGCUGAAGCAGAUCCUUCACAGCAUCAUGAUGAUUUCUCCACCCAACGAUUUCUAAGGGCUUUCAAAACGGCCGACGCCUCAUUUCAGGCAAUGCUCAAAUGUAAUAAAUGGAGGCGGGACUAUGGUGUGGAAUGCAUCUCACCAACUGAGGAGUGUAUUCAAAAGGAACUUAUAGCACAGAAGGCACUACUGUUAAUGCACAGAGAUAUCAUUGGCAGACCUGUGAUCUAUAUAGCGGCGAGGAAGCAUGAUGUUAACGAAAGGGACAUUGACGAAUUCACCAGGUUUAUAGUUUACACAUUGGAGAGAGCUUGCAAACGUUGUCACGACGAAAUCAUAGACAAUUUAUGCAUUGUAUUUGAUCUAAAGGACUUUAAACUAAGCUGUAUGGAUUAUCAGUUUGUGAAGAACCUCAUAUGGCUACUCAGUAAAUACUACCCAGAACGUCUCGGUGUCUGUCUCAUCAUCAAUGCUCCGACACUAUUCAGUGGCUGCUGGACUAUCAUCAAACAAAUGUUAAGUGAAGCUACAGCAGAAAAGGUGAAAUUUGUUGCUGAUGAGCAAGAUUUGUGCAAGUACCUCAUCCCCGAUAUUCUGCCUGAGGACACAUAGGCAGUGCUGCGAUAUAUAUAGAGCAGGUACCAGUAGCCUCAACGUGACAGCUCAGAGAUGGUGCCUGGCCCAGCAAAGCCAAUCACUUUGACCGACUGGGCAUUCUUUCAUGAAGGCGUUUAGCAGUGUUGACACUGACUCCCACCUAGCGCUAGUUAGUUACCAGUACACAGUUUAACAGUUUGAGUGUAACUGCAGACCCUUGGGGCAUAACACACUCGUGCUCUAAAUCGGCUUCAUAAACUUCCAUUCUAGUUCUCUGUUGCAUGGAAGUGCUCUUGUCUCGUAUGUGUCAUAUUGUUUAUUUUUGUCACCAGAUUUUGUAUUCAAGAACAAAGCGUUCAAAUUUAGUGCAAAUCGAGUAUUAGAGUCUCAUGUAUGGUUUAGAAUUCUGGGUUUACUUCAGAUAGAUGGGAUAUGAAAUCUGAGCUGGCCCAACAGUGUGUUUACUAUGUGACCACAUGUAGAUGUUUUUGUGAUCUGAGAUGUAGCACAAGGGCAUUUAGGAACAAAUUUUAAAGAGGGUUUGGGUGCGAAACAUCUGAGGAGGGGUGAUUUAGAAUCAUGACAGAAACCCUGUAGAUUAUUGAGUAUGUUGAUCAAGUGUAGUGAAUGUCAAGGUCAAAAUUAUGUUGAUGGAGAAUUUGUACAAAUGUUUGUCUCUAUGGCUCUAGGUCAACAUGUAGGCCUAGUUGAAGCAAUACAACGUGUUGUAUUUCUGUUUGCAGCUUUUACACAGGGCACUCGGCUUUUAUAUCUCCACUGUGAUGUGUGCUUGUUUAAAUGUUGUACAAUGUAUAAGGGUAGUUGAAUUAUAGAUCUGACUCUGUUAAGGAUUGCUCCCUGAUGUAAUGUCACCAUGUAUUAUGUGUUCAUGAAUUAUACAUGUCUCAUGGCUGUGAAUCACCAUGUUUUUAUCAUUCACCACAUUAAGGUUUAGGUUUGCAUCAAAGGUGAAAAUUGCUCACUGGUUUUUGUACUUACAACUUACAGGGUGUCCAAAUAAUGAUAUCUCAUUUGAUUUGACCAAAAUUGCAAGUUGUGGUCACAUGGCACUGUCAUCAGCGCUGACUCACGAUUGAAGCAUAAUCACUGUCAAAUUGUUUGGAGUUAUUUUUUGUGCAGCCUGUAUCAAAAUUUUAUCCUUAAAAAAAACAUCUGACCAAUAUUUUGUCAAUAUCUUAUAAGGACAUUUUAGGAUCUGCUCUCUGACAUCUUUAUGCACCUUGACUGUGUUAAACCUUAACCUAAUCUGGCAAAUUCUUGUAAUUAUUCCAUCCAAAUUUAUGUUGGAGGGAAUUUUAAGCUCACUUUUUGCAUCCUGCAACAUUUUUGAUAAAAUUUUCUGAGGGUGUUUUGUACAAAUUUAUAUUGCUAUGAUGAACCUUUAUAAUUAGGGAUAGUUUGUGACAUUAUCAGCAAUUUGUCUGUUGUUCUUCAAAACCAAGCAGAUCUGCUUCAGUUAGGGAAUAUAACGCUACGUGGGAAUGAUAGGAAAAUUUGGUGUGCAAACAAAAUGGAGAGUGCGAAAGCUUGGCUCUGGCAGCUAAAUUGUUGACGAUUUUUUAUGUGAUAGAACAUGCAUUAUCAUGGUGGACGUUAUCGAGGCCACCUAGUUUGUAGCAUUCGCACUACCUUUAUGGUGAAAACUGUUGUUUAAUUCACAAGUGUUUCACAUGGAAUCGCAUACAGUUGUUGUCGUAGCAUAAUCUAUAAUCGAGUUGUUGUCUAUUUGCAACUGUCAGAGUCAUUUGAAAGUCCUAGGAAUUCGGACCAUAUGUUGCAUGCAGUUUUCAAUGACUGGGACAGUUGCAAAACGUCAUCAACUCUGAUGAAAGUUAUGAUCUCAGUACUGCCUGUCUUUGUAGAAGUAUAGCAGUGUGAUUGUACGGUUUGUUGAAUGUUUGGUUUACAAUGAUUUUAGAUAUUCACAUUUGUGGUCACUAUUUGUUCUGUCUGCAUAGCAGUUUGCUAGAGGAUUGAAGACUUAUAAAAAACUACAAAUGUAGGGAUAGAAAUAUAAAAUCAAACCAGAUGGUUCAGUCAUAUGGUAAUAUAUCUCUUUUUGAGACUGUUUGACUGGGACUUAAAGUCUGUAUUAUUGUAGUGUUGGGCUGCGUGUCUUCCAGAAUAGAUGAGCCUGCUGUGUAUGAUCAAUGAUCAUGUUAAAUGUCAUCUCUAUUGAUAAAAGAAUGAGCUGUUCAACAUAUUCAGGGUUAAUUUUAAAAGGUUGAGUAGAAGCCUGUGUUGUGAUGAGAAUUGUGCUCUUUACACAGUGGUUUCAAAGUUGGUGUAAACAUUGCUUAACCAUUGAUUGAAGUUGGGGUAGAUAUCAUCAGUUUAACACUGUCGUCCAACCGACCAUAUAAAUAUGAAUGAAGAAGUAAAAAGUACUGCAAGUGUAUGUGUAUGUGAUUAAUAGGUGAUUGAGGGGGACUACAAGCCCAGUGUCGAUCAGAGUGGUUGCUCCUCAUCUGCCAGAUUCAAGACACACUUUUCCCCCAGUGUCUUUGAUCACAGCGCCAUCAUGCGGCAACAGCCACAUCAAGAUGCUGGUGCAAUCCAGUCCGCAUGAUGGUGCAGUGCAUUUGGCAAUAUCAUUUAAUUACUGUUAUGGUUUGUGGGUAUUGUGCAUGUUUACAAGUUGUCCUGGUCUCUUAACAUCUGUCUUGGGUUUAUUGCUCCCAAACAGUCAUACUGAGGUAGAAACUUGGGACGUCCGGUAGAAAGAAACCCGAUCUUUUGGACAGAUCUAACAUAUCACAACUCAGUAAUUUGGUAUUUUGCGACGAUGUAUUGCGCAGCAAUGAGGGUUUUAAUCAGGUUGCGAGUUUCCGGACACGAAUAUUGUUUGUUACGAUAUAGAAAUGUUGUUCAACU